This is a messenger RNA of Solea solea (common sole), 1060 nucleotides long. It is a transcript of the gene msgn1, whose product is annotated as mesogenin 1. The record is from RefSeq and is a predicted model, not a curated record. Gene Ontology annotation, biological process: regulation of transcription by RNA polymerase II; mesoderm formation. Lineage: Eukaryota; Metazoa; Chordata; Actinopteri; Pleuronectiformes; Soleidae. Gene Ontology annotation, cellular component: nucleus. Gene Ontology annotation, molecular function: DNA-binding transcription factor activity, RNA polymerase II-specific; protein dimerization activity; RNA polymerase II cis-regulatory region sequence-specific DNA binding. The transcript has a single exon. The coding region runs from base 93 to 527 and encodes 144 amino acids.
CGCCAAAAUCCUGCUCAGAAUCACCUUUGUCAUCCACCCUGAAUGUAAUCAUCGCCAGCAAACACGCGUUGAAGUGUCGGGGUAUUUCUAAUAUGGACCUGGAGAUUGUCGCAGCGAAACUACUGUACGGGUGGAAGAGCGACGACAGCGCGUUUGGAGAAGAUGUGGACGCGCUCCAGUCCUCCUCACCAGACUCCCCCUCCGUAGACUCCAUGUGUUCCUCGCCGGAGAUGUGCUACUCCAGCGGGCAUCAAGAGAUCAAUGAUUUCUCUUUUAGCCUCACAGGACGCAGGGGGGCUCCAGCUGCGCAAAGGCAGAACAAGCCCAAGAUGUCCACCAAAAGACGCAUGAAGGCCAGCGAGAGGGAGAAGAUGCGCAUGAGGAGUCUUGCUGAGGCUCUGCACCAGCUCCGGGACUACCUGCCGCCGGACUACAGCAAAAGAGGCCAGCCCCUCACCAAGAUACAGACCCUCAAAUACACCAUCGAAUACAUCAACAAGCUUUCCGACAUCCUGAGUCACGCGUAACGGAGCUCUUUUACGCACGGGGUUUGUCCGCAUUACUGGACAUUUGAUGGACUUGACUUGAUCUCCAGUGAAAAGUACCACAUUCUAACUUAAUCAGUAAAUGUCAUGUAAUAAUUUUUCUCUUUGCCCUUCAUGUGAUGUAAAUAUUUUUAACGGGCACUUGGCAGUUAUUUUCUUUUGUAUACGAGACUGCCUUUGUUGGGAUUUAAGUGUUUGGAAACUAAGUUUGCUGUUAACUGAGAUGUAUAUGUUGUUGGGUAUGAAAUACAACCGCACUGAUGAAACAAAAUAUAUCAAAUAAUGUCUGUUGUGGGUUUUUAAAGUAUUGUUUUUUUUAUGUCUCAUCUAUGGGAUAGUAGUAUUUCACCAUAGUGCAUGCUAAAUGUGUGUUUGGGAGUGACAAUAAACCAUUUCCAUGAUUAAGCUUUUAAUAUAUAUUAGAAAUUAAGUAGCUGUAUGAUAUUUUGAAGUUUUGUUUUGUAUAAAGCUAUUAAAUAAUUGUUGCUUUUGUGAAGGACCAGCAAACUAUUAAA